Symbiodinium sp. CCMP2592 is the source of this 2973-nucleotide messenger RNA. NCBI's taxonomy places the organism in Eukaryota, Dinophyceae, Suessiales, Symbiodiniaceae. The record is from the annotation of a GenBank genome assembly.
AUGGUGGUUUUGCCCACAUUGCUGCCCGAGAUGGAGCGCUCCAAGACCAUACACGCUUUGCCGAAGACGGUCACGGUCGAGUCCUUGUCUUUGGAAGAGGAAGGCCCCGUGAAGAGGUGGCCUCCGAUUGCCCGUGCCGUUGGUGGCCAGCGAGGCCCCACGGCUGGCGGCCUCUCUGUGGUGGGGAACCAGAGAGCCUCGGUGUCCCGCGCGUUCACCUCCAAGUGUACCACCAGGUCGCUCCAGCGAACAGGCAGUGCCGGCAGCGUCGCAGAUUCCGCUACAGGCACGGAGCCGGCGGAGCGCUCCCAUGCCCUCGAGGAGGAGAACCAAAGACUGCGCGAGGAGACGAUCUUUGGCUUUCGUUUACUUCGGAUGGCUCCCCCUCCUGGCUCCGGCAACCAGGGAGAGGAAGCGACGCCGUUUCAAAAUCGAGCCACUGAGCAGGAGACGGCCUCAGCUGUGGUUGAUGCCUUGCGGCACCUCCUCUCAGCUCUUGGCGCCGUGCUCGCGUCCCCUGCGGGUCUUCAAGCCGCCAAGGAUGCUGGGGAGCUUCGCUCUCUUCCCGGCCUCGGAAAGAGCCUCAAGAGGCUUUGGUUCGACACACCUACCGGCGAUUGGGACUCCAAGGAGCAAGUCUUGUGGCUUUGCCGUGUGCUAGCUGUCACAGAGGGAUCCCGAGCAGGUAUCCUCUCCUUCUACGGCGCAGGAUUACUCCUGUGUGAUGCUAUGGCGGCCUUUGCAGAGGUCAGUCUGCACGAGCUGGACCUAAGCCUAGAUGAGGCGUGGGCUGCAGAAGCAUUGGCUGUGCAGGAGGUGCUGCGUGGCAGCCACUGGCAGCAGCUGCAGCAGUGGCCUGCAGACCGGAGAUGUGGCGGUGGGAGCGACCCACUGCUGUCCACAGACCGGCUGCCAAAAUCGUUGAAGAGCGCCUUCGAUCUCGAAGGAGUCCGCCUGACCAAAGCGCAGGCUGCCGGCCUCGGCGUAGCGAUGAUGAUGCCAGGUUCCACAGUGUUGGCAAUGGGUGGCGUCGGCUGUGCACUCCUUCUGAAUUCAAGCCAGAGCCGCGGUGGAGCCACCGGCGGCGAUGAUGCGGACCGUGACCGGUGGCAGGUGCUGCAAGAAGCCUGGCUCAAGCAUGCCCACACGCUCCUCAGGCGGAAGACCUGCCCCAUCGAGGUGAGGUACUCGCAAGGAUUCGGGCCCGCGGUCAUCAAGGUGACGCUCUACGCCUUGAGGGAUGUGCUGUGUGCCCUUCCAGUUGGAAGUUUGGGCACCUGGGGCGGAGGUGGCACCGGCGGCGAGUCGGUUGCACGCCUGGCCAGGGGCGAGAGCUGCAGGCUGCGGCCGGCGACGGACGAUGAUUUUUUUCGAUUGCGGGUUUACCGACCUGCUCCACUCCUGGACGUAGUUUUGCACAAUGGCGUGCAGGUCCGGCGUGGGGACCGGCUGCGCGUCGAGGUCCCUGCCGGCGGAGAGGCCUGUGUCUACUGCGACACGCCUGAUAUGCUCCCUCAAGUCGUUGACGACAUGUCAGCAGUGGAGCAGGAGCAAACCUGGGAGUCUCCAGCCGCCGGCCAGACUGGGCUGGUUGAGGGCCAGUCGAGUCAUUGGCCAGCGCUGUGCCCAGCUCUGAACGUGGUCUUGCUGGAUCUGAAGUCGGACCAUACGUGGACUAUCGCGGACUGUUUGCCCAUGAAGGUCGGCGCCAGCUGCGCCACCGGCAUAGCAGCCAUAACGCAGGCGGCAGGCGACCGCAUCAAUGUAGCGUUUUUCGAUCUCAUCCUCUCCACGGCCACUCUUGGCUCUCCCUGCCAGAUCUUAACGUCCGUGGGUCACUAUGACGGGGCAGAGGCUUCUGAGGAGAGCUCCAGCGGCGAAGAGGAGAAGGUGCCCCCACCUCCUCCCUGCAGCCCGUGCGGCUUGCCUCCUGUGCCCGGCACCGAGGAGGCUCGCAGCUCCGUGUCAACAGAGGCAAGCCUUCCGGCAACCUUCUUGCCGACUUUCGCCGAUGCGCAGGUCCAGGCUGAGCCGUCCCGCAAGACUUCUUCUGUCCAGGCGGUGACCUCCAUUGUGACGAUGGCCGCAGAGGUGCAAACGAAGGCGGAGCCUGAUGUGGCAUCGUCUUCGGUGCAGACAGAGGCUCCUGAAGUGGCGAGUGUGGCAGCAGAAGUGCAGACAGAGGCGGAGAGGCCUGUACCCUUGCUGUCAUCCGAGACACAGACGGAGGCCGAAGCAGCCCCGGCUGUGCAAGCAGACACUCAGACGGAGGCAGCUCAAGUACCAGAGAUGCUCCAUGCGCAGACGCAAACACAGGCAGAAGGCCAUCCGCCGAGGUCUGAAGCAGAAGUUCAGACACAGGCCGAUGUCGCCCCGACAGUGAAGGCCGAAGCGACGCAAACAGAGGAGAAACUGCAGGCGGCAGCCUGCUGCGAGUCAUCGUCUCAAACGACCCCUCCGGCUCUGUCAGCAGUGGCGGUUCAAACGACACCGGCGAAGGGUGUGAGCUGCGGGACCCAGGUGGAACGCCCCAAAGUGGGCCAUCAGGCGGUUCAAGCCGAGGAUUCCAUGGCGCAAGACGCGCUUGCUCGGGUCAAGCAGCUGGAGGCCGCAUCGGUGGCAGAGGCCGACCAGCUCCAGGCGUGGCGCGACAUGGCCACGGCCAAGGCCUUGGGGAAGCUAAAUGUCACCAUCCUUUGUCCCCGUGCCGAAUGCACGGUCAACGGAGUAAAGGUGGAGAUGGACAGCUGGCGGUCAGAACUACUGCGGAGGGACUUCGAAGAGAAGGUCCUCCCACGCUUCGUGCAGCUCAUCGUGUCUGAUGUCCAGGAGCAAUCGUCAAACACAGAUCUUGUGAAGAGCAUGAUGGAGGCGGAGCUUGGCUCCAUCUUCCGAGAGCGCCUCGCUGCACUUUUGUCAGCCCCGAAUGCCGCUGCGGCAAUGGCCGCGGCGAAGGCUGCAAAGGCAGCGUGA